GGUCCCCUGAAGUGCUGGCUCACCUCUGUUUUCCAAGAGUGCUUGCUUCCUUCUUUCGCCUCCCUCCCCAGCAUCCUCCUCACUUCCUUCCCUUACAGCUUCUUGCAUUGUGUUCCCCCCCCCCUUGGUGUGUGUUCGUGUGUGUAUUUCUUCUUUUUUUAUUCUAAUGAAUUUGUUUUGCAGAUUUUGAAAAAGAAAACCAGUGUUAUCCAGGGUUUUUACAUUAAUUUUCUUCCCAUAUCUUUGAGUGUGAUCUCUGUGGUUUUAAAAUCCCUUAAUUUGAGUGAGUUCCAACGUUGUCUAAGAAAGUUGUUUUAAAGCUUUGCUCUGCAAGCACCAGAAGAGAACUCAUAAAAAGGAAGACAACAGCAGAUGCAAUCGCGGAUGUGGCUUCGUCCUUGCAGCUGCCCCAGAGAGCUGUUUCGAGCGUACAGUUCUAAGGAAUGAAUCCAGAAGAGCAAAUCGUGACAUGGCUUAUAUCCUUGGGAGUUUUAGAUUCUCCCAAGAAAACUAUCUGUGAUCCAGAGGAGUUCUUGAAGUCCUCGCUGAAAAAUGGGGUAGUGCUGUGUAAACUGAUCAACAGACUGAGGCCUGGCUCUGUGGAAAAGUACUGUCUGGAGCCCCAAACAGAAGCUGACUGCAUCAACAACAUCAAUGACUUCCUGAAAGGAUGUGUAACCCUUCAAGUGGAGGUAUUUAAUCCUGAUGACCUUUAUUCAGGAGUCAAUUUCUCCAAGGUUCUGAGCACUCUUUUAGCUGUUAACAAAGCAACAGAAGAUCAGCUAUCAGAAAGACCAUGUGGACGUUCCUCUUCUCUUAGUGCUGCUAAUAGUUCUCAGACAAACCCACAGGGAGCAGUUUCUAGCACAGCUCCAAGGCUGCAAAGGCAGUCAAAGGCAGUGGAGAUGACUGAAAAUGGAAGUCACCAGUUGAUAGUAAAGGCAAGAUUCAACUUUAAGCAGACUAAUGAAGAUGAACUGUCAGUCUGUAAAGGGGACAUCAUUUACGUCACUAGAGUUGAAGAAGGAGGCUGGUGGGAAGGCACAUUAAAUGGGAGAACAGGCUGGUUCCCUAGUAAUUAUGUCCGAGAAAUUAAAUCCAGUGAGAGACCUCUCUCCCCCAAGGCUAUCAAAGGAUUUGAAACUACUCCACUUACCAAGAAUUAUUAUUCCGUGGUGUUACAGAACAUACUAGACACUGAAAAAGAUUAUGCUAAAGAACUUCAGUCUCUUCUUGUUACUUACUUAAGACCCCUGCAGUCCAAUAACAAUCUGAGUACUGUGGAGUUUACAUCUUUAUUGGGGAACUUUGAGGAAGUAUGCACAUUUCAGCAGACACUCUGCCAAGCCUUAGAAGAAUGUUCAAAAUUUCCAGAAAACCAACACAAAGUAGGAGGUUGUCUACUGAACCUCAUGCCUCAUUUUAAAUCCAUGUAUUUGGCUUACUGUGCGAAUCAUCCUUCAGCUGUAAAUGUACUCACCCAACACAGUGAUGAACUGGAGCAAUUUAUGGAAAAUCAAGGUGCAUCCAGCCCAGGUAUCCUCAUUUUAACAACAAGCCUCAGCAAACCAUUCAUGAGACUGGAGAAGUAUGUUACUCUCUUGCAAGAGUUGGAACGACAUAUGGAGGAUAUACAUCCAGAUCAUCAAGAUGUUCUGAAAGCCAUCAUAGCAUUCAAAACUCUCAUGGGACAGUGCCAAGAUCUAAGAAAACGAAAACAGCUGGAGUUGCAGAUACUUUCUGAACCUAUUCAGGCAUGGGAAGGGGAGGAUAUUAAAACAUUGGGAAAUGUAAUUUUUAUGUCACAAGUAAUGGUACAGUACGGAACAUGUGAGGAAAAAGAGGAGCGGUACCUCAUGUUAUUUUCAAAUGUCUUGAUAAUGUUAUCUGCAAGUCCUCGGAUGAGUGGCUUUAUCUAUCAGGGAAAAAUACCAAUAGCAGGAAUGGUGGUGACUAGAUUAGAUGAAAUUGAAGGGAAUGACUACACAUUUGAAAUCACAGGUCACAUAUUAGAGAGAAUUGUGGUCCACUGCAGCAACAACCAGGACUUCCAGGAAUGGCUGGAACAGCUGUAUAGACUGAUUAGAGGACCUGCCUCCUGCAGUUCAUUAUCCAAGACAUCAUCAUCAUCUUGUAGUGCUCAUUCUACAUUUUCCCAGUCUUUUAGCUCUACUGGACAGCCCCGAGGACCCUUGGAGCCUCCUCAAAUUAUAAAACCAUGGAGUUUAAGUUGUCUACGACCUGCACCUCCACUUAGACCAUCAGCAGCACUAAGUUAUAAAGAGAGGAUGUCUUAUAUCUUGAAGGAAUCUAGUAAAAGCCCCAAAACCAUGAAGAAGUUUCUUCAUAAAAGAAAGACUGAAAGAAAGCCAUCAGAAGAGGAAUAUGUAAUUCGGAAAAGUACAGCUGCUCUGGAAGAGGACGCUCAGAUUCUUAAAGUGAUUGAAGCCUACUGUACCAGCGCAAAUAUUCAACAAGGCCAUGGCUCAAGUUCUCGUAAAGAUUCAGUUCCACAAGUCUUACUCCCUGAGGAAGAGAAACUCAUCAUUGAAGAAACCAGAAGCAAUGGUCAGACCAUCAUGGAAGAAAAGAGCCUCGUUGACACUGUUUAUGCCUUGAAGGAUGAGGUGAAAGAACUGAAACAGGAGAAUAAAAGAAUGAAGCAAUGCCUGGAAGAAGAAUUGAAAUCAAGAAGGGACCUAGAAAAGCUCGUUCGGAGGCUGUUGAAGCAAACUGAUGAGUGUAUUCGGGCUGACUCCAGUAACAAGACCUCCAUUCUUCCAUAACCAUCACCAUGUACCUGGGCAGAGUGUGCCUUCAGUGCAUCUUAAAAUGUCCAUCUGAAUGAUUUGGCUCAGUUUGCUCACUUCCUUGGUUUUUAUUUUGUAUUUGAGUCAGCCCCCUUCCCUCUGUUUGUUUGUUUUUGUUUGGUUAUUGGUUGGUUGGUUACAUUUUUCCUGACAGGGAUAAAAGCAAGAGGUGGUGGUAGAAGUCUCCUCAGUGUUUUUUCUAUUCAAUAACAAAAGGAAAGCUAAUGUAGGCAAAUGACUUAAUUGAUCUUCUGUUGGCCUUGAAUUCAUAGUGCCUCUUUAACAACCAUUAAUUACCCUUUUGGGGCUGGCUACUAUCACAAAGCUACUAGGCAUGGAUUAUUAAAGGUGAGUUUGACUUUCCCCCAAUGCUUUCCUGUACCUGGAAGCCCCUCAGUACCAAAUUUACUGACAGCGAAGCUUUUUGAGUUAUGACUAGAGUAGAGUGAAAGACAAACACAUUAGCCCAAUGAUCCAGCUGCCUUUCCCUGGACCAUCAUUUGCUACCCCUCAAUGCACUUUUUUUUAUUACUAUCCAAUGUUGUCUAUAAGACCAAGAAGACAGUAGCACCCUUUCUUUUGUGUUGGUUAACAUUUUAGUUCUGUGGGUCAAAAGCUUUAUGGGUCAUUCAUGCCAACACCAAAUCCAUUAGCAAACUGCACUGGACAGUCCUCCCUUCAGCAAUGGAGUUGACCACCUCUUCUCCAAUACAUAAUAGAAUUUUUCCCUAGCCUUCUGCCUCAUUGUAAGUUUUAUAUUUCCUCAGUGCUUUUAGCCAACCAUACCAAGUGGUGUGUAAAGUAGUAUGCUUGUACUUUGCUUACUUAAAAAAAAUAUCGACUGUGAGCAGGUAUUAUAUCUACAUUGCAUAUUCAAAUUGCAACUUCUCAUCUUUAAAACAAUUUGCCAUUGAGGAGAUAUUGUAUCCCAGCAGACAGCUUUAAUUCACAUAUUGCUCUCCCAUAUAUGUUAUGAGAAACUUAAUAUUCAUCAACCUCUAAGCAUUAUUUGUAGAAAUGUGCUAUUGGUCCAGUUUGUAUAUCUGGGGGAGGGGGGGAAGUACCCCUCUAGUAGCUGUGUGUUGGUUACUAAUGAAGCAGAUUAUUUGUAACUGGUUUACUCAAGUUUCUCCUGGAAUCAAACAAUUGCCUUAGUAAGCAUCUCAGAAAUUAGAGCUGUGACAUACCAGAUUUAGAAGAUGGUCACAGAAGAGUAGCAUACAUCCAAAUUACUCCCAACUGAAAAAUCACUUCUCCCAAGGAGGUGAAAUUUGGCCAGGUGGGGAAGAUCACUGGAAAAAGAGGCAAGGGGCCAGUGGACUGAUCAAAGCUGUCUUCUAGAUACAUUUGAAAGGUGCCUAUAAAUAUGGAUUUUGCAAAUAUUGUUUAGAAACCAAACUUGAAGCUUGAACCUCUCAACUUCCUAAGCCCCUUUUCUUUCUAGUACUGGAGGUAUCAAGCUCUGAUAGCUGCAUGGUAUGGGGCUGUUCACUGCUUGCUGCACGGCAGAAACGAACCAUUCACAGGAAAUAGACUAUUCCUGUUGUCCAACAUCAGCCAACCACACACAGCUGUCUUUGGAAGCUUAAGAGUGAAGAAGAUGUCUAAGAAUUGGCUGUUGUUCUGUUUUUAAGUACAGCAGUUUAGAUAUGCCACCCUUCACCUAAAAAUUAAAAACAACACAGAUCUUAGCAUUUGCUCUGUCUGUGGUUAGUCAAUGGCUUGCAAUAAAUGUGCAAACUAUAUCCAUAGGAAACAUUUUUGUGAUUGCAAAAUAUUUUAGUUGAUAAGGAAUAGCUUAAAAUAUUGAAAGGUCUUUAUUUUAAAGUGACAUGUAUAAAUGCAUGUUUUGGGGACUUGGUCCUUCUGAUGAGAGGCCCUCAGUUGUCUGGAUAAUGAAGCUUGUGCAGAGUGGUGUCCACACUCACACACUAAACAAUAAUAUAAAGGAAAUGAAGCCAUGUUAACCUGAGAGCAGUAUCUCCAUAGUUGUAUUGUUUACAAUACUCUAUAAAUGGGUUUCUGUUACCCUGUAAUUAAAUUGUUGCCCUUGGAGGCCUUUCAGUUCCUCUUCUGUCAUGUCCCUUCUUACACAGGCUCAAAUUUUCUAACUUGUUUUUAUUUUGAACUUUAAAAAUUGACAUUUUCAAAUAAAUGAGAAUAACAAUGCUUUAUAAAAUAA
This is a messenger RNA of Myotis daubentonii (Daubenton's bat), 4992 nucleotides long. RefSeq names its product Rac/Cdc42 guanine nucleotide exchange factor 6 (gene ARHGEF6). The record is from RefSeq and is a predicted model, not a curated record. Gene Ontology annotation, cellular component: cytoplasm; lamellipodium. NCBI's taxonomy places the organism in Eukaryota, Metazoa, Chordata, Mammalia, Chiroptera, Vespertilionidae. Gene Ontology annotation, molecular function: protein binding; guanyl-nucleotide exchange factor activity. Gene Ontology annotation, biological process: lamellipodium assembly; intracellular signal transduction.